This is a messenger RNA of Caenorhabditis angaria, 2228 nucleotides long. The record is from the annotation of a GenBank genome assembly. Lineage: Eukaryota; Metazoa; Nematoda; Chromadorea; Rhabditida; Rhabditidae.
AUGUCUCUCCCCACAAAAAUCGCAAUAAUCGGCGAAGGAGUCGUCGGCUGUUCGACCGCCCUUCAAAUCCUCCAAAACAUUCCCAAUUCUCAAAUCACCAUUCUCUCAGACCGCCCAUUCGCCAAAACUUGCAGUGCCGGACCAGCCGGGCUUUUUCGUAUUGACGAAGUUGAGAAUCGCGAAUAUGGCAGGACCACUUUCAAGUGGUUCGAGAAUUUGUACAAGACGAGAAAAGGGGAUGAGACGGGGGUGAAAUUGUUGAGUGGACAUAUACAAUCGGAUUCGAAGGAGAGAUUGGAGCAACAACAAGCGGCUUAUGGGGAUAUUGUGUAUAAUUUUCGAUUUUUGGAGGAGCGCGAGAUUCAGGGAAUGUUUGUUGAACCAUCAAAGUGAGUUGGAGAAAAUUUGGGCCUUUUUUCUGAUUUUUAAGUGAGGAAGCUUAUGAAUUUUGAAUUCUUCAGAAACAUUUUUCUGAAGAAUAGUUCAAAACACAUUUUGAAAAUCAUUUGUAUUUUGAACAAUUCUUCAGAAAAAUUUUGAAAUUUUUCUGAGAAAACCAAAGUUUUUUCAGCUAAAAAAUUACAGAAUUUUUCCAAAACCCGGGGUUUUCAGCUAGGUAAACGGUGAAAUCAGAAAAAUUCAGAUUCAAAAAAUUCACAAGCCUAAAUUUCCAGAUACUGCAUCCACUACACCGCCUUCGCUUCCGAAGGCAACAAAUACGUGCCAUUCCUCAAAAAAUCGAUUCUCGAGACGGGAAAAGCUGAAUUCAAGCAUCAAGAAGUCGAAUCCCUAGAUCAAGUAAGCCCACAUUUUCUAACGUCUCCAAAACCUUUUUCAGGUCGCCGACUCAAACUACGACAUCAUCGUGAAUUGCGCCGGUUUGAAUGGUGGAAAAUUGGCGGGCGAUGAUGAUACCGUAUACCCGAUACGUGGUGUGGUUUUGGCAGUUGAUGCGCCGUGGCAUAAACAUUUUAUGUAUCGCGAUUUUUCCACGUUUACGAUUCCAAAGUGAGUUAGUUGAUUUAGAUUUUGAAUGGGGACUCGAAUCUAGAUUUCAAACUACAAUUAAAACAGUUCUAAUUAGAAGUAUAAUAAAACCCUAAUUAAAAUCGUAAUUCAGGGAAGACGUCGUAAUUCUCGGCUCUGUCAAACAAGACAAUCGAUGGGACUUGGAAAUCACCGACGAAGAUCGAAAAGAUAUCCUAACUCGAUACAUCAAAUUGCAUCCUGGUAUGAGAGAUCCAAAAAUUGUUUCGGAGUGGAGUGCAUUGAGACCGGGAAGAAAAUCGAUUCGAGUUGAAUUGCAGGAGAAAAGAAGUUCGAGUGGAAAGAAUUAUACGGUGAGAAAUAAGGGCUGAUUCACGAACAAAAAAAUGUUAAAAAAUGUUUUUUUAACAUCGAAAGAUCAAUUCACGAAAAAUCAAAAAAUGUCGAAAAAACAUUGUAGGUCAAAAUUAGUUUUUCGAGUUUUUCAGCCAAAAAUGAUGACAAAUCGAUAUUUUUCAAGCUUCUGGAGUAAUUUCUGAUGAAAAUUGACCGUGGAAUUCACUUUCCAGAAGGUUUUGCUGAUUUUUCGUAAAAUAAAAAAAUUAUAAAUUUUGAUGAAUUUCAAAAAAAAAGCAAAAUAGGGUUCUCGCAGCUUAUUUUCAUCAGAAAUUACUCCAGAAGCUUGAAAAAUAUCGAUUUGUCAUCAUUUUUGGCUGAAAAACUCGAAAAACUAAUUUUGACCUACAAUGUUUUUUUCGACAUUUUUUGACUUUUCGUGAAUUGAUCUUUCAAUGUUAAAAAACAAUUUUUGAGCAUUUUUUCGUUCGUGAAUCAGUCCUAUAGGGAAAAUUGGGAAGAAAAACUAGUUAUGUCAAAAAAAAUUUCACUGUUUCAAAUAAUAUUGAAGCGAAGAACGCCCGAUGACUUUUUAUUGAGCUGAUGUAAAAUUCGAAAAAUCCAGAAAAUUUUAGAAUUCAAAGAUCUGAAAUCCUAAACACCAACAUCUAGAAAACUAAGAGGUCCAGUUCAAUAUUUUGCGAACAUCCUAAAUUCCAGAGGUCCCAGAAAUAAAUCAGAGCUUCAGCGUCAACAAAAUUUAAAUUUCCAAAGUUCCGAAUCUCAAAUAUUUCUAGGUAAUCCACCACUACGGUCACGCAAGCAAUGGUUUCACACUCGGCUGGGGAACUUCAGCAAAAGUUGUCGAGCUCAUCAAAAACGCCAUCAACAAGAGCAAAAUUUAA